GCCGUCCCCGCCGCGGUUCCCGCCGCCGCCGCCAUGGAGGAGCAGAAAGAGAACCGCCCGCAGGCCGCCCGGGACGAGGCGGCGGCUGCCCCCGCAGCCUGCCCGCCGGGUAGGCAGCACUGUAGGAUCAAUGAUCAAGAAACUAAUGGCAAAACCUCAGCUGCCAGCUCAAGUGACUUCAGUGAUCCGAUUUACAAAGAAAUUGCUAUAACCAAUGGUUAUAUCAACAGAAUGACCAGAGAAGAGCUCAGAAGUAAACUCGCAGAGUUCAAGCUUGAAACCAGAGGAGUGAAAGACGUGCUGAAAAAGAGAUUAAAAAACUAUUACAAGAAACAGAAGCUGAUGCAGAAGGAACACAUUAGUGGAGACAGCUGCUAUGACUACAUCUGUGUUGUUGACUUUGAAGCAACAUGUGAAGAAGGAAACCCGCCUGAAUUUGUCCAUGAAAUAAUUGAAUUUCCUGUUGUCUUGGUAAACACGCGUACCCUGGAAAUAGAGGAUACCUUUCAGCAAUAUGUGAAGCCAGAGAUUAAUCCCAAGCUUUCAGACUUCUGCAUCAGUCUGACAGGAAUAACGCAGGACAUUGUUGAUAAAGCUGAUAUUUUUCCUCAAGUUCUGCAGAAUGUCGUAGAGUGGAUGAGACAACGAGAACUGGGAACAAAGUACAGCUAUUCCAUGUUGACCGAUGGAUCUUGGGAUAUGAGUAAAUUUUUGAACAUCCAGUGCCGUAUUAGCCGUAUCAAAUACCCUUCUUUUGCCAAAAAGUGGAUCAAUAUUCGCAAAUCAUACGGGAACUUCUACAAGGUUCCUCGGAACCAGACCAAGCUGACAAUCAUGCUUGAAAAUCUGGGCAUGAAUUAUGAUGGGAGACCUCACAGUGGACUUGAUGACUCUAAAAACAUUGCAAGGAUAGCUAUAAGGAUGCUGCAGGAUGGCUGUGACCUGCGGGUGAAUGAGAGAAUUCACGGUGGACAGCUGAUGACAGUCUCCUCCUCAGUCCCCUUAGAGGGAGCCCCUGCUCCACAGAUGCCCCGCUACAGAAACUAGCAGUUCAGGGUUCUGCCGCGAGAGCCGCCCUCAGAUACCCGCCAAAGACUCCAGAGCUUGUUAAAUGGCCACCUCUGCCAGCCUGUCUGCCCUGCAGAACCCUAAAGCACCUUAACUAAUCAUCUCUGUUGAAAUAAAGAGGAGCGUGGAAGCUGUUUGUUCUUUGAAGCCUAUUACAGCAA
Messenger RNA from Hirundo rustica (Barn swallow), 1229 nucleotides. It is a transcript of the gene ERI1, whose product is annotated as exoribonuclease 1. NCBI's taxonomy places the organism in Eukaryota, Metazoa, Chordata, Aves, Passeriformes, Hirundinidae. Gene Ontology annotation, cellular component: cytoplasm; nucleolus. The record is from RefSeq and is a predicted model, not a curated record. The transcript has 7 exons. Gene Ontology annotation, molecular function: nucleic acid binding; 3'-5'-RNA exonuclease activity. Gene Ontology annotation, biological process: exonucleolytic trimming to generate mature 3'-end of 5.8S rRNA from tricistronic rRNA transcript (SSU-rRNA, 5.8S rRNA, LSU-rRNA). The coding region runs from base 34 to 1047 and encodes 337 amino acids.